Molecule: messenger RNA, 1487 nt
Organism: Zingiber officinale
Lineage: Eukaryota; Viridiplantae; Streptophyta; Magnoliopsida; Zingiberales; Zingiberaceae
Product: protein IQ-DOMAIN 22-like
Exons: 3
Coding region: 40-1281 (413 amino acids)
Molecular function (GO): protein binding
Source: RefSeq, a predicted model, not a curated record
GCUUGCGCCGGUGAUUGCGGAGUCGCUGGAGGAGCGGUGAUGGGCCGCGCCGCGAGGUGGAUCCGGGGGCUGCUGCUCGGCGGGAAGAAGGCGGGCGAGCCGCUCGCGGAGAAGAGGUGGUGGGGCUUCGGGAAAUCCUACCGGGAGAAGCAGCGGCAGCGGCACCUCCAGCCGCCCGGCGAGGAGGUCCGGCUCCCCGUGCCGGAAGCGGACGCGGGGGAGCAUAGCAAGAGAGCGAUCGCCGUGGCUGCUGCGACCGCGGCGGUGGCGGAGGCCGCAGUCGCCGCGGCGCAGGCGGCCGCGGUGGUGGUCAGAUUGACGGCGAGCGGCGGAAGGGCGGAGCGGAAGCGGGAGGAGCAGCGGGCGGCGGUCAAGAUCCAGUCCGGCUUCCGCGGUUACUUGGCGAGGCGAGCGCUCAAGGCGUUGAGGGGACUGGUGAAGCUCCAGGCUCUGGUCCGUGGUAACAUCGUCAGGAAGCAGGCGGCGGAGACUCUCCGGUGCAUGCAGGCGCUGGUGCGCGUCCAGGCGAGAGCCCGGGCGUGUCGGGCUCUCUGCUUGUCGAGGAGCCGUCCACCGGCAAAAGCUUCCCGUCCCCGCGCGCGCGGGAGCUCGGCUACUCAAUUCCCCGCUUUCUGUUCUCCUCCAACUGAUGAGGAUUAUGAACGUGCUAUUCGACCAAUUGCCUCCGAUGGAUCUUUCACUCUCAGGAGGAAUUCAUCGAGAGCGGAAGUCGACAGAGCAUGUUUGUGGGAUGGCGACCGCGCCGCAGGAAGGAAGCUCACAAAUUUCUCGCCGGCCGGCGACGAGAAGAAGGCCAAAAUCAUGGAAGUCGACAUAGAAUGCUUCUCCCACAUCCGCAAGAAGAGCAACCUCCACCAUAACCACUCCGGCAACAGCCGGAGCUUCACCACCGUGCUCGCCUCGCCGUCGAAUUACUCCUCCGGCGAGAGCCCGUUCUUACACUACGGAACGUCGUCUCUGAAGCAGGCCGCCGACGAGGACUGUGCUCAGAGCUUGUGGAGCGACUACAUGGACUGCUGCCCGAGCUACAUGGCGAACACGGAGUCGUCGAGGGCGAAACUGCGGUCUUAUAGCGCGCCGAGGCAGAGGCCGGAGAUGGAAAAGCAGGGGCCCUUGGUGAGAAGCGGUCAGCUUCCGCCAUUGUUGCCUCAGAGGAGUGCCUCUUCAUCUUCUUCAUCGUCUUUGCAUGCGAAAUUCACCAACAAAGCAUAUCCAGGAUCGGGGAGGUUGGACAGAUUGGGGACGCCGAUAAGAAUCUGAUGGCGUUGUAACUGCGAUUGAUGGAGUAUCUAUCUAUGAUCUCAUAGAGUAUGAUCGAGUUAGCGUAUUAUGCGAUCGGUUAUGAUCCAUCAUUUUUAUUUGGGUUCAGAUGUUUUGCUUUUCGAUCUUGAUCAUGGCUUCAUGCGAGGCCAGAGUUGAAUUUGUCAAACUGAACUAACAAUGUGGAUUCUAUCCAAACCGUAGUU